Oreochromis niloticus (Nile tilapia) is the source of this 1504-nucleotide messenger RNA. Its product is annotated as zinc finger protein 239. Bases 141 to 1094 code for a protein of 317 amino acids. The record is from RefSeq and is a predicted model, not a curated record. The transcript has 3 exons. Lineage: Eukaryota; Metazoa; Chordata; Actinopteri; Cichliformes; Cichlidae. Gene Ontology annotation, biological process: regulation of transcription by RNA polymerase II. Gene Ontology annotation, molecular function: RNA polymerase II cis-regulatory region sequence-specific DNA binding; DNA-binding transcription factor activity, RNA polymerase II-specific.
CUGCUUCUUUUUGUCAGGGAUAAAAUACAUAGAUUUACUUUUUGUGUCCCAGCUGAGUAACAGGAGGAGAAGAGUCUGGUGGAGCAGCAGAGGAACAAUUUCAGCCAUUUGGACUCAGCUCAGCCACUACAGAGGAAACAAUGACUUCAACACAGGAGGACCAACAUGGAGCGAGAAGUCAGCGCUCUCGUGAGGCCGACAAACCUCACAGAAGAAAGGGAGAGAAAAAAUACAGCUGUGAUGAGUGUGGGAAGGAUUUUAGCCAUCCUAAAAACUUGAAACCCCACCAACUCAUCCACAGUGGAAUUAAAUCGUACAGCUGUGCUGAGUGUGGAAAAUCUUUUACCCAGGCUGGACACUUAAAAACACACCAAAUCAUCCACAGUGGAGUUAAACCAUACAUCUGUGACUUAUGUGGAAAUUCUUUUACUCAGGCUGGAAGUUUAAAAACACACAAAUUCAUUCACAGUGGAGUUAAACCAUUCAGGUGUGAUUUGUGUGGAAAGUCUUUUACCCAUCUCGGAAGCUUGAAAACACACCAGCUUAUCCACCGUGGCGUUAAACCGUACAGCUGUGACUUGUGUGGAAAAUCUUUUAGCCAACCUGGACACUUAAAAACACACCAACUCAUCCACAGCGGAGUUAAAGCACACAGCUGUGAGUUGUGUGGUAAAGCUUUUACGCGCAGUAGCCACUUAAGAAGCCAUCAAGUUACCCACUCUGGAAUCAAGGCGUACAGCUGCGACAUUUGUGGAAAAAAUUUUGGCCAGUCAGGACACCGAAAUAUUCAUGUACGGAUUCACACCAAAAAUGAUUUUUGCUUCUGUGAUCAGUGUGGCAAACUGUUUGUGACACACAAAGAUUUACAGCAGCACAUGUUUACCCACACUGAGGAGAGACCUUAUAAAUGUGACCUAUGUGUAAAGGCUUUUAAAGAGCCACGUUCCCUAAGAGUCCACCAACAGAUUCACUUCAGAAAGAAACUCUACAAGUGCAGUUACUGUGAGAAGCAGAGCGACACAGAUGGAUCCAGUUCUCAACCCUGUCGUCACUGUGGUGGUGGGAAAGUGUGUCGUUGCGUUGUUUGUGCAUAACAUUUCAAACAUCAAGAGCGCCUAAAACCACAUCAAUGUAGACACACUGGAGACAAAAUGAACUACUUCAACGAAUGUGGAAGAGGCUUCCCCACAUCAAGUCAAUUAAUAAAAAAGCAAUUAACCAUAAAGCACUAUCUCCUUCACACUGGUAUUCAAAAGCACCUUUGUGACCAGUGUCAGUCAUCCUUCAUUACUGUACGUGACCUUAAAGUGCAUAAAUGAGUCCACACAAGAAAGAAACCAUACAAGUGCAGACACUGUGACAGAAGCCUCCUACAAUCGGCUCAUUGUAAACUUCAUGAGAUUACACACAUUGAAGGGAACCUGCAAAGGAAGAAUUUCAUGGCUCUGAGUAACCAUUUGGUUUUUUGUGAUGUAUAUGAACAAUAAAUUUCCUGAAUCUUGAA